GGAGAAUUUGUUUCGAACUACUAAGUACUACAUAAUACUGUAUAUGUAAGCAGCAAUAUACCGGUAGUAGCGUUGGACGAGUUCGCAUUCUUUUCGAUUCAUGACGAUUUUUUUAAUGCACGCUUUCGGUAUAUCAGUACGUACCGGUACUCCAAUUUUUGUCUGGUUUAAAAAUUCGGUGUACAAAAUUGGACCCCCUCUAAAUUGCUGUGACCUUUUUUAAUAUUUAUUCUUCGGUAUUUAGUUAAGUUAACCAACUGAUGAAUGCUUUGAUUAAUUGAAAAAAGAAAAAUGUCUUCGAAUUGGAUCACACCACCAAUUUGCUGGGUACCGGUACCAUUUUUUGGUGCCGCUGUCGAUAGAUCUUACUUCUCUUGCGAAGAGUAACCAUGCCAACGAUACACGAUUUUCAUGAAGAAUACUAUUCUGAUGAUUCUUUCCGAUCUGAUAUUUCUGAGGACGAACUGAAAGUAAGCGCUCCGCCAACACCAAGUAGUAGGGGGUCAUCUCCCUCCCGUCGGCCAGGCUCAGCCAAGGGGAGGAAAGGUCCAGCAAGAGAGAAACCUCCUUCACCAUACCUUGGUUCUGCUGGUUCAAGAAAGACCAAGAGUAAGAGCAGCAAACCAGUUGGCUCGAAGACCCCAACUCUAAAGUCAGCAAGGGAAUACUGGUUAGACGGACUCAAAAGUGGGAAAGGAGGUCUGACAGGUUGUUCUAAGAGUAGUAACUAUCUUGGGGGACCUAAGAAGUCCCAAGCAUUUUCAAGCACCAGUGAUUACCUGAAGGAAACGGUGCUAAACAUGCCUCCGAGGAAGAACACAAAGAGCAGGGCCGUGGUCAGUGAUCCCAUACACAGGAACAUGAAGGGAGUUCCAUCAUAUAAGCCACAGGAAGAAAUGUAUGAUGAUAUCAUUGAUCUUAAAAAGCAAGUCAAUGCUUUAAGAGCGGAGAAUGAUAUGGUCAAGGCCAAAAAUCAGAGGUUGGAAGAUGAUCUCAUGAAGAAAGAAAGGCAGAUUGAUCAGCUUCUAGAUCCAACAAAGAGUGAUCUUCGUAUGACGCUGAAUAGCAGGCAACCAGAUUCAGCUGCGAAAGUGAAUAGCUUGAAGCAAAGGAAUCUCAAACUGGAGAUGAAUCUGAAGGACAAAGAAGCAGAGCUUAUGAAGCUGAAGAAUGAUAUGAAAGGAACAAGAAUGGAAGAGAUGAAGGUUGCUAUGGAAUCAUUCUAUCAAGAGGUUCAAAGGCUUCGCUACCAGCAAUCACAUCAAACUGGAAAAGCAACAAGACCUGGUACGGCUGAGAAGGAGUCUACCUCAACUGCCAAGGUGAAGGCCCUGAAUGGCACUAUCCUGAGACUUACAGAGAGUAAUCAAAGACUGCAGAGUGAGAACAAGCUCCUCAAACAGGACUUGGAGAGGACAUUGUAUGAGAGCUCAGCUUACAAUGGACCUGCACGCUCUGAAAAAUCUCAUAGAGACUAUGAGGACAUGAACAGAAGAGAACUGUUGACCACUCUUGUCAACCUUCAACAGAAAGUGGAGCAUUUGGAGGGAAAAGGAAUGCGCAAAGACCGCAACCUGGACGGAGAGAUGCCGGGUAAGAUUCCCUUGACCGGGUCAUUGUCCGACCGGCUUGACCAGCUGGAUAAACGGGAGACGGAGCUCUUAAAGGAGAAAGGGAGGCUAGAGAAGGAUGUGAGCAGGCUUCGGGAAGACAAGACCAAAUUCAGACAGAAAGUGGAGCAGUUUGAAGAUGAAAACAAAGCUCUAGAGAAGGAGAAUGAGAGAUUGAAGGAACAGCUCAAGUCUAUGACUCCAAGACAGAAUGGCAGCAUGAAACGUCACCCUAGCAAUGAGAGCCUCCAUAGCAGACGUAGUGACAGACAUGGUGACAGACACAGUGACAGAUACAGUGAUAGACACAGCGAUAGACGAAGUGAACGGCAGGACAGGAGCAGUGACAGGCAGAGUGAUAGACACAGUGACAGAUACAGUGACAAGCAUGGUGAUAGACACAGUGACAGAUACAGCGACAAGCAUGGUGAUAGAAACAGUGACAGAUACAGUGACAAGCAUGGUGACAGGCAAAGUGACAGGUAUAGCGACAAACAUAGUGACAGACACGGUGAUAGACACAGCGAUAAGCACAGCGACAGGCUGAGUGACCGAAGUGAGAAGAGGUCGAGAGCAAACAGCUCGGCUUCAGUGAGGAGAAAACAGAGAGAAGAGGAGGAGCUGAGGGAGAGGGAGCGAAAGCUGGAAGAGCUCAGACAGAACAGAUCGGCACGCACUCUGCAGAAAAAUUGGAGGGCUCACAAACAGAGGGAGCAAGAUCGUAACAGUGAUUUAGAUGAAGCUGCGACUACUAUUCAAGCAGCGAUGCGGGGUCAUCACAGACGGAAGGAUCUCCUGGAUCGCUUCAACUCGGAGCCUUUCUCCCCAUCCACGACGGAUGCUGCCAGUGACAGGAUACGAGAUGAGGAGGAUAGUGAUGUGGAUGAUGCUGCCAUGACGAUACAGUCUGCCGUCAGAGGUCAUUGGUCACGCAAAGAACAAUUAAGCAAAUUCUCUAAUCGAUCAGACUCAGAGCCUGAGUCAGCACGAUCAUACCGUAGUGGUAAAUCUAGCAAGGCAGGAUCAACUAAGAGUGGAUUAGACAGGUUCAUGACGGGAUCAAGAUCUGGAUCCAAAGUUGGAUCAAGCAAAGCAGGAUCAGUCAGAAAUGGAUCAAAUGUUUCAAGAAAAGACGCAUUUUCUGAAGAGGAUUCUGAUGACUCUCUUGUCAUGUCUACUACGUCAAAGAAGAGUACUGUAUCCAAAUAUAGUAAUAAAUCAGGUAAGAAUUGUAUUGAGCGUAGGCAGUAGUCAUUCUACUCUGAAAAAUGGACUCGGUAGCAAGAAAGACGAUGACAGUGAUGACGAUGAUGAUGAUCUGGUAUUCUAGUGGGCAUUUUCUUAUAAGGGACAGGGAUUUCCUGUUGUUGGGUAAAUAAAAAUAUAAAAUCCAUUUGGUUCUACUAUUUGUGUGACAAUUCAUAACAGUUACCUUUGCAAAACUAAUUUUUGUGCAAAUUUGUUAUGAUUUUGCAAUGAAGUUUGCGAUUGUUCACGACUUGAUUAAUGGAAAAAUAAAAAAAUUCUAUCCCCCCAUCUUUCAUCAUUCUCUUCAUGAACUGCUCAAACAAUGUCAAUUUGAGAGCAUCACAAUAUUUCAUGUGAACUAGAAAAUAGAGCAGUCAUGUCAGGAAGGCUCCAUGUAUAGUGGGUCAGACGUACACAUUUUAUUGAAUGUCCCGUAUGUCAGAUCAGAUGAUUCAUAUAAAUCAAUAUGAAUAUCAUAGGUCAUGUGAUGUAGUCACAUGAUCUCUGACUCAGGGAAUAGUUGGCAACAAUUUUGAGGUCAAUUUUCCAGUGUGUUUGGAAACAAAAGUUGAGCUCAUCAGUACGCUUUGAAAUUAGCUGAUCAUUGGAAGUUAAUUUUUUCCUGCGAUAUUAGAGGGUACUACAUAAAUUUGAUUCAACCAAUUUUUGAUAAUAUUCCACCAUAAAUUUAAUACAGUAUAUAAAAUCUGAAAUUUCCCCAUUGUAGAAAGAGGGAGUAUUUAAUGCAGUUUUAUUUCAUUUCUUUAAAAAAAAUAAUAUGCAUGUAUCUUUGUCUAUAAAAACAGGCAUUUCAUUUUGGCUGUUCGGGUAGCAUUCACCUGUAAUAUAAACUGGAAUGAAAAUUCUAUGCAUUUGGGUUAAAUGACUUUUAUUUCUUUUAAUAACAAACUUAAAUGCUUGAAUUGAGAGUUCAUGCGGAGUAAUUCAAUCUUGCAUUGCUUGGAAAUCUAAGAUACUUCAAGUUUGAACUAUUAUGCUGUUGUAAUUUUUUAUGUAUACAUGUACAUUUGAAAUCGAAGUUAGCAUAUUUUUAUUAAACUUAAACAUGUUUUAAGCCUGUUUAAUCAAAGAUAAGUGAAAUUGAAAUACAAAAAAAAAGAAAUAACUGUUCACCUUGAUUAAUCAUUAAGUUAAUUUGUUUAAAAAUGUUCAAAACUAUUAUGUAAUAAAUUCUGACAUCAUGUGUUUGAUUUAUAAGAUGAGCAAGACUUGAAAGAAAAUAGUCAUGAAACAUCACGGCGGUGUUCUUGCGUAUUGUAGAAAUAUGCAAAAGUUUUAGGGGGCGGAUCCCCCCCCCCCCCCCCCCCCGGAUCAAUUUUUGCAUCAUAUCUUGGCUGUCGAGGCUUAUUUAUUCAAUUAUUUUCUAGAGUUAUAAAAUGUUGAUCCCUCUUGGAAGUAUAGCUGUGUAUUCUUUGAAUUUUGAUGGAGUGAUAAUGAACUUUUAAACUAUUUUGUAACAUUUACGUGUACUAUAUAACUCUAUCUCUGUAAGCAUUUUGUAUUCUUCUGCAAUAUUACCCAUUGGGUAAGUCUUUAUGUACCAUGAGACGAUAAGUUUUACAUAAAGAAAGCCUUUAUUUCUCUCAUUACUGAAACUGUAUUCAGCAAGCUCAGUUAGUUUGCGGAAUGUUUUCAUACAUUUAUUUCUUGAACUUUGUUUAUAGUCACAACGUUUGGAAAUCAUGAAAACCAGAUUAUAAAGCUGCCCGUUCAUAUUUUUCAUUCUGGUUUUAGUAUACGUGUACUUUUGUGUGCAAAAAUUGUUUUAGUAAGGGAGAUGUUCUGGUAAAAUUGGAAUUACUGUCAUGUAUAUAUACAUAAAGUGUGUGAAUAUCAACUGUUGCAAUUUUCAUUGUCAUUCUGAUAUCAUGUAUUUGUACAUUAAAGAUUUCAGUAAGACCCCGUAGGUGCACUGUCAAUUCAACAUCAUGCUAUUGUAAAAACAUGCAGAAGUUGAAAUGAGUCAUAAUAGAAAACAUUUGAUAGACCCAUUUGAAAUAAUUGUAUUAUAAUGUAGAGUAUGAGUGUGGUUGGGCUAAACGGAACAUUGGGCCCCUUAACACAAAGCUUAGGAAUUGAUUGUGGGGAUUAUUUUUAUGAUUGAUCAUACACAAUACUCGGUGCAAUCAAUUGUAGACGUCAGCUCUGUGAUCAAUCGCUAAGCUUUAUGUAAUGAGGCCCAGAUAUACAGAUUAUAAGAGGCAACUCAACCCUGCCAUGUAUUUUAUACGCCCUCUACAUUCAUGUUUUAUUGAACAAACUAAGGGAACUUUCAUAGUAUGAUAUAAUCCCUUCAAUAAAUACAUGGAAAUUCAUCUUUAACAAACUUAAUAAACUGCUGUUGCUACAUGAAUGGUCGAGCACCUUACCAAGUCAAGUCUUUUCCCCCCGCACAGGAAAUCAAGAAAAUAAGAUGAAAUUUCUUGUGAAAAUUUUGUCUAGUUGGUGUAGGCUUUUUCAGAUGGCAAAUGCUCUGAUUAGCUGGAGGUACAUUCCCAAUCUCUGAAUUUGAAUAGAGGGAUUUUAAGUUCUGUAAUAGACACUCUUAUCUCUAAUAUGUGUUAUUGAUGUCAUAGUUGCAUAGCACUCUGUCACUAAGUUGCAAAAGUGUAUUUACUCAAAACUGAUUAUAUGUCAUUGGAAAUAACAUGUAUGUUUGGUUGGUUUCGCCUGCAUUGCGGUGAUAUUCUGUUAUAAUUCAUUUCAGGUGGGUGUUUCAUAAAGCUGUUCAUAAGUUAAGAGCAACUUUAAGAACGACUGGUGAACCUUUCUUAUGCGCUAAAUAAUCACCAAUGAACAUUUAAUAGUGAAUAUCAUUUACCACAAGAAAGGAUCACCAGUCGUUCUUAACGUCACUCUUAACUUACCGACAGGUUUAUGAAACGGCCCCUCAGGUUAUACCUUAUGGGCCACUUUCUCCUGUUCACAGUGUAUAUUUGUGCAAUGGGGAGAAGAAAUGCAUUUGUUAUGUGUAUAUUUCAGGGUGAAUUUUAUGUAUAUAUUGCUUCAACGCUCCUGCAUUUGCAUCUCUACAGUUAAAUUUACUUAUGUAUCAUGUCAUGUACUUCAGUAGCUAUGUAUCACACAGACGUCAGAGAACCAAUUUUUUCCUGCGAUGUAGUAAAAUAUAUGAAAUAGAUAAUUGCUGCAAGGGUUACUUUUCAUUCGUAUUUUGUAGAUUUUGAUUACGUUUUUUGGUUCAAUGUUAUAAGAAAGUGAACUUAUGCAUUCACAUAACAAGAAUAUGCCCAAACCUUAUUUCAACCUUUAUGUUCAAUUACUGCCAAUAUGAAUUUGAACAAUCACCUUUUCUUCAGACAACCAGAGGGAUAAUAGUAGCUCAUGGGCAGAGUUGAGUUUAACCUCAAGUAGAAAUAAAAUGAUUUAUAUGAGAGCAUAAAAACAAAUUGAGAAUAUUAGGACCAUUUUAGCCCAUUUUUUAAUGAAGGCAUGACAAAUGAAUAAAUAAUUGAAUUAUUGAAUUGAAAUGAUUGUUAAACUUCGAACAAAAAAAAUCAGAUGAAGUUAAAAAGUAUGGCUAUUGAAAACUGAGAUCAUCAAGACUUUGCAAAUUUCAAAUUAGUCAUUUGAUGAGAAGAUUGUGAAAAGCAGUUGGGACUAUUGGCUUAUUUGCCUUACAUUAAUUAUAAAGAAUUCAUGACUUACUCCUCUUAGCAGCCUUUCCUCAAAACAAUAGUCAAAUAUGACAUAAAUGGCCUAUUUACAUACAGCAUCAUAAAAGGAAAAUAUCUUUCUGAGGAAGAGUUUUGAAAUAUGUGUAAUAAUUUAAUGUAUUGGAUAAAAAAAGACGAGUUGUCCUUUACCUCUCGAGUUUAGUCGCCAAUUUGAAAUCCCAAGUCCAUGCAUAUAGUGAUCACAAUUUAUUACAACUUUUAAAUAAUCGUAACUUAUUAAAUCAUUAUCCAUUUUCAUCUACAUGUAUGUUCAUCUGUGAUUUUGCUUGUUUCUUUUGAAAAUUAAUUUCCAUUUCAUUUUGGUUGGAUUGAUUUGUUUUACCAUGCUAAGAGAAGAAAACAAAAUAAAUUUUCUGGUUAUGCAAUGAAUGCAAUUUGUAUGAUUUCUGAUGAUGCAGUGAAUUAAACAUGUUUGGCCUAUCAAUAUGCAAAAUUUGGCAAUGGUAUCCAUCCCAAUUUCAAAGGACAGCAAUUUGAAUUUAACUAAAAUUUCUGUUUAGAAUUAUUUCUUUCCAUGUGUCAAAAUUAAAUGUGUUUUCUUGGGUCAGGCAAACCAUGUCUGUUCAACCUUGUCAUUUAGCGCUUCUAAUACAGUACUUUCAAAUGUUACGUACAUGCACACUCAAGUUUACAAUCUAUCAAACUCUGCAAUAGCUUGUCGUGUAAAUUUGAAAACAUUCUGAUUUUUUUGUUUGUGAUUGACCUGAUGUAGAAUCAUGGUUUAAAAAUAAUUUCUGAUGCUAGAAUAAUAGAAUGUGUAAUGAAUGACUUGUAAAUUAAUGAAGAAUAUUUGGUGAUUACAUGGCAUUAUUUUUUUCUUUCGUAUCUUUCCUUGUGACUGUGAAAUAAAAUUCAAAUUAGAUUUGUGAA
Molecule: messenger RNA, 7444 nt
Organism: Lytechinus pictus (painted urchin)
Lineage: Eukaryota; Metazoa; Echinodermata; Echinoidea; Temnopleuroida; Toxopneustidae
Product: IQ domain-containing protein E-like
Exons: 19
Coding region: 390-2861 (823 amino acids)
Molecular function (GO): protein binding
Source: RefSeq, a predicted model, not a curated record